Molecule: messenger RNA, 975 nt
Organism: Ochlerotatus camptorhynchus
Lineage: Eukaryota; Metazoa; Arthropoda; Insecta; Diptera; Culicidae
Exons: 2
Coding region: 196-975 (259 amino acids)
Source: RefSeq, a predicted model, not a curated record
GUAAGCUACAUCUGCAUGGUCUUUUGAAUAAAGCGCAACAGUUGGCGAUUGGAGCUCAGUCAUGCGUUGCAGUACUGAGACCGUAAACCCUAAACAUCUUCGCUGAUCUAUUCAUUAACGGAAGGGCAGUGAUCGCGUGCAGGUGGUUUAGCAGUAGUUUGCGAGUAGAAUUUAUCGAAAGUAGCGGAAGCAAAAAUGUGGUCAAGUGUGGUGUUGUUGUUCGUUGGAGCGAUUGCUAUACUUAGCGCUAGACGUAUUCCUGAAGGUGUUCCAGUAAAUGCAAACUUCUGGAAAAACGGACGCGAGUACUCAACAAUUCCUUUGAAACAAAGCAUUGAUCGUGAAAACAACCAUGACUGUGAGUGUCUACAUAAGUUGCGCCUUUUGAGACAACCGAAGUUAAGAACUGUGAUUAGACGAAAUGAUGUUAUGAUGGGAGAAUCUGAAGAAACGGUUGAGAGCUACCUGGAGGAUUAUUUGCUUCGUUUGUAUCUGAGUCGAGGUUUCCUGGGACCUCCUCGUCUAAGCUCUAGAAUGAGCGCCAAAAGUAAAUCUCGAACGGAAAAGCAAGUGCAAAACCUUCCAGCAUUCCAACACGAAAAAGUCGAGUACUCGGAUGAGGACAACUUUCGAAUGUCACACAAUAGUCGCUUCUACAGUCAGGAACCGGUCCCGGGACAGUUGUUGUACCCACCAGUUUCCCCGAAGUUUCAGCCUUCAGCAAAAGCUUACGCCAAUCCAUAUGUCAGUGGCCUAACAAAACCAAGAUACGUUUCAUCUAUGCUGAUUCCACAUUUCCUGAACAAGACCAUCUCACAACCGAAUGAAACUGUGCGAAACAUUUUCAGAAUGAAUUCAACGGAAACGGAAAACAAUUUGGCAUCUCCUAUACGAAUUCGGUACGGUAAAAAUUCUGGGCACAUAAACAUACAUAGCGCAAAUAAAAAUGAUACUGCUGCAGUAUCACACCAGUGA